AUGGUCGCAUUCUCCCGUCUCGCUUUUGCACUUGCCGUCACCGGUUUCAGCUGCGCUCAAUCUUUCAACGGCGAACUCCCCAGCAACCUCCCCUCCGGCAUGCCUCCUAUGGGAACUGGAAUGCCUUCUGGAGCUUUCCCCAGUGGCGCCGCUCAGCCAUCCGACCACAUGCAUGGUGGACAUGGCCAUCGUGGACCUCGUCCCAGCGGUGUAGCUCAAGCUCAACACGCACAUGAUAGCAGAGUUCCUUUUGGUACUGGUAUGCCUUCCGGCUUCCCGAGCGGUAUGGCUCGCCCUACCGGCGGUAUGCAUGGCGGCCACGGCGGCCACGGUGGACAUGGUAGCAAGUUGCCCGAGCCAACUGGAUCCUUCUUCGCCGUUCCUACUGGCGUAGAGAAGCGUCAAGAGUCCGGAGAGCCCUCUGAUAUACCGUCUGGUUCUAAGCCUCCCCAUGGUCCUCAUUCCCGUCCUACUGGCAUACCUUCCGGCGCCAUGCCUCCUCAUGGUGCUCGUCCUACAGGCGCCCGUCCCUCUGGAAUGUCUCGUGGACCUCGUCCUUCUGGAGCUAUGCCGACGUAUGCUCCUCGCCCAUCCGGCAUUCCCACUGGUCCCGCUCCUAGCGGUUUCUCUACCUCGAUCGUUCGUGCGUGA
Alternaria postmessia is the source of this 651-nucleotide messenger RNA. RefSeq lists its product as uncharacterized. The transcript has a single exon. Bases 1 to 651 code for a protein of 216 amino acids. Lineage: Eukaryota; Fungi; Ascomycota; Dothideomycetes; Pleosporales; Pleosporaceae. The record is from RefSeq and is a predicted model, not a curated record.